This is a messenger RNA of Leptidea sinapis, 6098 nucleotides long. Its product is annotated as RNA-binding protein 25. The transcript is spliced from 19 exons. The coding region runs from base 284 to 3112 and encodes 942 amino acids. Lineage: Eukaryota; Metazoa; Arthropoda; Insecta; Lepidoptera; Pieridae. Gene Ontology annotation, cellular component: spliceosomal complex. Gene Ontology annotation, biological process: regulation of alternative mRNA splicing, via spliceosome; mRNA processing. Gene Ontology annotation, molecular function: mRNA binding. The record is from RefSeq and is a predicted model, not a curated record.
AUAUGUCGGCUACUGAAUUAUGAUAUGACUAUGGAGAGCGUAUCGAGUUGUAGUUUUGUAAUUUAUACUAUGUUAGUUCGUAGACAAAUCAUUAAUGUAAAUAAUUUUUGUUUAUAACUUCUCUCAUUGUUAAAUCGUAAUAAAUUCGUAUAUAGAUAUAAAAACAUAUUUAUUACCCGACCCAGUGUUUUGAAGGUGUACGCGUCAUUGGUGAUCGGGCCUGUGUCUAGUUGGGUUAUGUUUUAUGUUGAAUGAUUUGGUGAUAAAUUGAAAAGUUAUAACCAUGUCAUUUCCACCACGGCCGCCAAUGGUUCCAUACGGAAUUGCACCAGGCAUGGUCACCAUGCCAAUGGCUACUCACAUGAUGGUUGGCGCCUAUGGAGCUAGCAGCAUGACUGGUGGCCGGGGUGCACUGCUGCCUGCACCUCCCGCACCCCCAACCAGCCAAGCCAAACCCAUGCGCCUCGUCAGACCACAAAAUGGGGCAAAUGAAGGACCCCCUGUUACUGUUUUUAUUGGCAACAUCUCGGGGCGAGCGCCCGACGCCAUGAUCCGCGCGUUGCUGAGCGCCUGCGGGCCUCUGGCUAGCUGGAAGCGUGUGAGCACCUUCGGCUUCAGCGAGUUCCCCGGGCCCGAGGCCGCCUUGCGCUGCGUGAGGCUGCUGCACGACCGGCAGCUGGCUGACAAGAAGCUGGUGGCACGCGUCGACGGCAAGAUGCAGGCGCUCGUAGACACCUACAAGACGGAGCAACGAUCCCGCAUCGACGCGGAGGAGGCGAGCGGGGGUGCGUCCGCGGGCGUAGGCGAGGGUUCCUACCUGGACGCCAAGCAGCGCGGCAUGGACGAGAGCGCGGAGAAGAACAUCGCGCAGAUCUACCGCGACUACCAGGAGGAUAUCAACAACUACGAGAUCCUGCAGAAGGAGGAGGCUAUCUCCAAGACGGCCCGCGUGCUGGAGAGUGCCGACAUAUCGGAGGAGAAGCGUGACGUCAUCCACCGUGAGAUUGGCAAGUUCCGCGAGAGCAUGAAGGAAGAGGCCCACGUGGUGGGGGGGCGACGUAAGAAAGACUCGAAGGAGGACAAGACAGAGCGUGAGAGGGAGAAGGAGAAAGAUAAAGACAGGGACAGGGAGCGAGACAAGGACAAGGAGAGAGACAAGGACAAGGAGAGGGACCGAGAACGUGAGCGCGAUAGGGAUCGGGAAAGAGAAAGGGACCGCGAGCGGGAACGGGAGCGGGAACGGGAGCGCGAGCGGGACCGCGACAAAGAGCGAGACAGAGAUCGCGAUAAGUCCGUAUCUCGAAGACGGAGAAGUGUGUCCAGAAGUAAAGAUCGUGAUCGGGAGCGGGAGCGAGAAAGAGAACGCGAGGAGAGGGAGAAGGAGCGUGAGAGAGAGAGGGAGAGGGAAAGAGAGAAGGAGCGGGAGCGGGAGAGGGAAAGAGAGGCGCGCGAGAGAGAGCGGGAACGAGAGGCUCGCGAGAGGGAGAGAGAGAGGGAGCAGCGGGAGAGGGAGCGCGAACGAGAGCGAGAACGCGAAAGAGAACGCGAACGCGACCGAGAUAGGGACAGAGAUAGGGACAGAGAGCGGGACAGGGAAAGGGGCAAGGGUGAGACCGACGCGCGGCGAGAGAAGGAGAUAGAGGAGGAGAUCAGAGACAAAAAGAGAUUGGAGAAGAAAGCUAGAGAGAAGGAAGCCGCUUAUCAAGAGCGGUUACGCAACUGGGAGAGCCGUGAGCGACGAAAGGCGAAAGAGUACGAGAGGGAGACAGAGAGGGAGCGAUGCCGGGAGGAGGAGAGAGAGAAGGAGGCAAAGAGACUCAAGCAGUUCCUCGAAGAUUACGACGACGAGCGCGACGACCAUAAAUACUACAAAACUAAAGAGCUUCAGCGUCGCUUGAGUGCGCGCGUUCGUGAGGCCGAGAGCGACGCGCGCGAGCGGCAGCGGGAGCGGGAAGAACUGGACGCGCUGCGGGACGAGAUCUACGGCAGUCGGCCGGACGACGACCCCGCCGCACGCGCCGCCUUCGACCAGGCACGCAAGGAACGCGAAGAGUUAUACAAACCGCGGCUGUUGGUCGACCUGACGCUAGACCAGGAGCUGCAGCAGGAGCGAGAGAAACAGCGUGCGUCGCAACGAGAGCGAGCGAGACAGCAAGCGCGAGAGCGCGCGGAGCGGGACAGAGAGAGGUAUUUACGGACGCGCGCCGAGCGGGACCUGCCCACCGAGGCCGAGCCCAUCGACAGUGACGACAGCGGAGGCGGAGCGGGCGACGCCGACGUAGAGAUGGAGGAGGAGCCGGAGGAGGGGCGCUCGGGGGACGGGUCACUGACCCCGCCGCGCACGCCGCCGCGACACCGGCACAGGCACCGCAGGCAUCGCCACCACACCGCGUCAGGUGGCGCCACUCCUCCGCGCCCGCCUUCUCCCGACCUGAGCCCGCACGAUAGAUACGGCGAGGGUGUGAGUGGAUCAACAUCGGCCGCACCGGUGGGCGUGUCCGUAGGCGGGGCGUCGGUUGGCAGCUCGCCAAUCUCCAUCAGCUUCCGCAACAAGUCACCUGCCAACACACCCAACGCGGAGAUGGGUGGACCUGCGACGGGGGCUACGAGACGAGUGCACGCGGCCUUCGUCGACGACGACGACACGCUCCCGCCACGACACCGACACGGUAAAGAUAAAAAGGAAAAACGAAAACGAGAAAGCAGCGAAAGCGGUGACAAAGAGAAAGAAGGAGGAAGUGGAAGCGAAAAGGAGAAAGAGAAUAAGUCGGCGGAGGAGAAACGGAAACAAGUGAAGAGUCUGAUCGAUAAGAUACCCACGCAGAAGGAACUGCUCUUCCAGUACAAGCUCGACACGGACCAGAUCGAUAACAAUCUGAUGGAGAAGAAGAUCCGGCCGUGGAUCAACAAGAAGAUCAUAGAAUACAUCGGCGAACCAGAACCCACUCUGGUGGACUUCAUCUGCAGCAAGGUGCUCGCAGGCAGCGCGCCGCAGGGGAUCCUCGACGAUGUGCAGAUGGUGCUAGACGAGGAGGCGGAGGUGUUCGUGGUCAAGAUGUGGCGGCUACUCAUCUACGAAUUAGAAGCGAAGCGCGCCAACCUCUCAAAGUGAUCACCUGCUCCGGUCGGUCACUACUAAAUAACAAACGUACUGUAAUUAGUUAAUUAUAGAAUAACUGGUUCAAAAUAAUAAAGUCUGAUUCGUUUCAACAGCCCGAGUUUUAGUCGAACGAUCAAUAGAAAUCAAGGCGUUUGCCCGCUACAUUGUACCACACCGGAUCCGGAUUGGGUCUUGUGAAGAAUAAAUUAAAAUUUGGAUUGAAAAUUAUAUAUUUCAAUAGACCGUUCUGUAAUCGAUCACCGAGCGGCAUCUAUUGUGUGAUUCCCUGGUGAUACGUUCUGGUGGGCAUAGUAGUCCUUAUUGUGUUCCUACUACCCUGCUAUGACCGCAUCAAUCGUCUCUGAUACGGUCAUAGCACGGUCAUGGUGUGACACUAUGCAGUGGGCAGACUGCUUAAAACACUGACCUGUAUAAAUACCACAGGACAGGCUGUUCCAUAUGUUUGACAGCAAAUUUUUUGUGCCUAUUUGAAGCGCCACUCGUGAGCGUCCAGAGAACUAAUUUUAACGUGUAAUACAAAUGGCUGCGAAGGAACGUACAAUACUCUGAAGUAUUUUUGCAUUUUGAAUCAAUUUCGUUCGUUUUCCGUGUUAUUUAUACUUCUGGACUCAACGUAAUAAAGUACACAAUUUUUUUUUGUAAAUAGUUUCCCACCAUCUAUCGAUGUUGCUGAGGUUGUCAUCAUUAGUUUUAGUACUGCAGGCUCUCGCUACAUGGCCAACAGCGCCAAAAUGGCGAAUAUCAAACAGGCACAAAACCACUUUGACAUCUGCCAGUCCAGUGGUAUAUAGUAGAGGUCAGUAGCUUAAAACUAUGACUGACAAAUACUGUGAUGUCACAAUGAUUUAUCUGAUUGUUUUUGAAUUUGAAAUAUUCAUUUUUAUUAACUAUUGUCGACAUUAAACUCAAUAUUGACGUAUAAAAAACAUGGUAUUUAUACUGUAAAUAACUCUGUAUUUGCACUUUGACAGGUUUUUUGAGUUCCCUGACGAAUUUCUACCUCGCUUUUCACGUGAUUGGAAAUGGGAUACCGUAUUACCGGAUUAACAGUAUUUGAAGGAACAGAAGAAUUAAAAUACAACUGUAUAAAAAUGGGAAGAUCAAAAUAAUAUCUACCAACUACUUAUUAAUGACUAUUCGCCCAUUACCACCACGUUGAAAUAUCAGUUAUAAAAUUAAUAUAUUUUUUCAAAAUUAAUGUGGGUGUCUAAUCACCACCACCAACCACUUAAAAACUUGGAAAAUAAAUGGUGUUCUGAGAGUUAACAGAAGGAAUAAAAGGAAACUCAAAAAUCCUUCAGACGCUUUUAAAAUCCCGUUAAUAUGAUAGUGCUAUUUUUUAUGUAUGUAUAAAGUAUAUUAUGCAGUAUGUAUGUUUGGACAUUUGCACAGCAUACUGAUUUGGGUAAUCAACUGGGGUUUUGUGAUGCUGUCUGUGUCUGGCGGUUAUAAGUCUAAAUCAAUAGAGAAAAUAAUCUUAAAUGGCGGUUUGUACUUCUAACUACAGCAGUACGGUUAGUAAAAAAGUAAUUCGAAUGUACUAUCGCUAUAUAUUUGUGCCAUUACAUUUUUUCGCGAGUUCAGAUGGAAAUAGGGUGUGCCAACAUAAUAAGUCCCGCCAUUUUAAACAUUUCUGUAUUGACUCUUAUACGAGUAUUAAUGUUUGUGUCGGAUCGAGACAAGACUCAAUGAAUUUUCGAAUUUAUCUGUUAACCGGCGUGUAAAUAAUAAAUAACUAUAGACGCCUGCAUCUAUAAUGCUGAAUAUUGAAUUUCUUGGCAAUAAAUUUUAAGACAAUAUAAUUUAUUUCAAUCACUGUUUAUUGUACGUUUGAACAGAUUGCCUUCAUUGUGAAUUUGACUUGAAAGUGUUGACGUAAUUGACGAAAUUACGGAUUAACUUGGAGUUAGAUAUUUUUGUUAUCAUUAUAAUAAGCAACUUCCCAGUGCUACCUACCACCACGUAGAAUUUACUUUGUUUAAUUUGACUAUUGAGACGUAUAGACAUUAGACGGAGACGCCUAAUAAAUUUAAAAUGUCACGAAAAAAUGUUUAUUACAGUACAAGGAAAACUCUUGUCAAAUCUUGAGUAACUUUGCUUCUUAUAAAUUUCAAUUUUAAUCUAUUUACUGUAAAACGGCACCCUAUGAUGGCUGUUUUGACAAUUACAAUACAAACACACAUAAAGAACAACAAUUUACUUCCUUCUAGUGUAGUUAUAAAAAAAAUCCUUUUGUUCAUCCUUAAACAAAUAAUUGGCUUACAAAUUGACAAGUUUUAUACAUACAUUCUAAUUUUUUUUAUGAUUUUUUGAAUAUUUAUCAAAUUAAAAAUUAAAAUUCACUAUUAUAUAAAUUAAAUGAGUUGUGUAUGUAGGUAAUAUUUAUUAAUUAACCUUAAAAUAUAAUAUAAUAAUCAUUAGAUUAGAAUGUCGUUUAUAAUUAUUAUUGUUUUUAUUUUUAUUUUAAGGAUCUCAAUGAGACCUCCUCCAGAGUUUUCCAAGUCUUCCUAUCUAGAGUAGUUAUCAGUUUAAUAAACUUAACGAACGGAUAAUCGUUAAAACGGCCACCAUAGCCCCUCAUUAGUUUAAUAAUGAUGUUCUCCUUAAAGAAUGGGAUUGUAAAUAGCGUCAUCUAUUUCGCUCAUAAAUUAUAAUCACACGUGUUGGUAUCGAGUGCAAAAAUUUAUGAUUUACGUACAUUACAUAAGAGUUAAUGAAUAGAUUGUUAUCGUAAAAUUGUUCAUGUAUUAAUAUGCUGACGGUACAAGCCAAAUGAGCUGUCAUGUCUAUUCCCGUUGAGUAUGAAUACUACGCAUAGUGUAAUGCGCGGAUAUGCGAUUGUGCGAGCGAGACAGAUCUAGUUUUGAACGUGUUGUAACAACGCCUCUGUCGCUGCUGAGUGCAUGAGUGAGAGAGACGUUACAUGUUUUGUAAGUUCACGAUAGUGUUACGGUAAUAAAAUAUAAAUAUUAUUGAA